Phytophthora nicotianae INRA-310 is the source of this 1384-nucleotide messenger RNA. RefSeq lists its product as hypothetical. The transcript has a single exon. Lineage: Eukaryota; Oomycota; Peronosporomycetes; Peronosporales; Peronosporaceae. The record is from RefSeq and is a predicted model, not a curated record. The coding region runs from base 1 to 1317 and encodes 438 amino acids.
AUGGACACAGGCACGGGAUACCGCGGUCGCAUCCCAUUCCCCCCGCUACAGUUGACCGUUGAGGAGCAGGAGCGAUGUCAAGAGCUCACUCUGCAGUUACUGGACCAAACGCUACGUAGCUACGACGAACGCGGUGUCGCCGCGAACGGAUCGCCACUCCAUCAUUCACGCCUGGCCAGUGCUCGCUGGAAAAGUGUCAAGACGCAGCACAACGCCUCUCUCUACUGUGAGCGACAUCGUGGAGGACCUCACGAUCUCCACAUGCCGUUGGGGAACUGGAAAAGCCCACUCGUGCUCCUCGCCGUGGGCACAAUUCAUAGUUGUCUCGACGACGUUAUGCUCGGUCUUACAACGCAAUCAUUCGGUGACAUGCAGUUAAGAGCGGCCUCAGUAGCUUCUCAAGAAAUAAGGGGAGCUAUGCUUGCCAAGAUAUCUGGACCGACAGAGGAAAAUCCGUUUAACAGCCAGAGUGUCGUGUGGAUUGUGGGGGAACAGAAGUGGCCACUAAGUAUGGUCGUGAAUCCAAGAGACUUCGUCAACUUGUGGGCCUCUGGGGUUAUCACUGACGCUAACGGUGACCGUAUCGGGUACGAGGUCGUUCAACCUGCACAGUUGCCCCAAUGCCCGGAGAUUCCUGGUUCGAUUAAGCGCGGGAAAUUCAUGUACGGAGCAUUGUUUCGAGAACAGGACGGAGUGGUAGAUGUGUACAUUCAAGUGCAUGUGGAGACGAUGGGCGCUGUAGUGAACGCCGUUAUGAUGAACGCGAUCUGGAGCUCCACGCUUGGAUUUUGGAAGGCUCCGCGCUUCUCGGAAGAGAAGAAAAUCGAAUGGUGUGUCAUCACCAGCGCUGUGAAAAGAGCUAACAGUAAACGCAAACCACUGGAGACGAAGUCACGAAAGGGUCUUCUCUCUUGCUGUCGCUGUUCAGCUGUAUUGGUCCCGCGGAACCAAAGCGAGUACUCCCGAGGGACUCUGGCAUGCGCAGCAUGCGCGUCGAUCUUGUGCUUCAGUUGCAGCGUCAAACGUUCCAUUAAGACCACUACGGGGAGAAGCAAGGGCGCCGUGACUCGAAACGUUGCUGUUGUCUUGUGUAGAAACUGUUUGAAGCUCGUGGAGCAGGAAAGAGCUGCCAAGAUCGCAUGGGAACAGUAUCAAUACCGUCUCAUGUAUUCCGCGACGGACGCUUGUAGCAGCAGUCAACCGCUCUGGGGCCUCGCUGAUGAUUCAGCAAUGUUUGUGUGGUCACCGGAUCGACACUUCUCGGUUUCAGACGUGUUACACACAUAUUCAGACGGAGAAGAAGAGUGGACGCCGUAGCCGAUGGGAAGCUUUAACGCGCUUGUAUUAAUACAGUUUAAAGUAGUGAAUGCGUCGCUUGAAGCAC